UCGUAGUCAGGGUGAAGUUGGCAGACUUCGGUGUCUUUGACAGCGCAGAGCGAAACCACCAGCUCCGGACUACUUUUCGCUUUUGCUUCUCGGACAUUGAAAGGACUGACAGGCGCUGUGUGCUGCUGUAACCAUGCAGUCUCUACCUGGAGCUAUAUGAGCACAAAAUGAUGAUUUGUUUGCAUCUUCUUCUCCAUCUCCUAUUACUUCUUGAUCCUGUGCUCACUUCCCUUCCUGCUCCAGUUAACCUCAAUAUCAGCUCUGUCAACUUCCACCAUGUCCUGCGCUGGGAUCCGGGGCCCGGCACCCCACCAGGAACGCAGUACAAGAUCAUCAGGAGAGUGAACAAGAAAAAACAAAAACAGCUACCGUACUCAACAGAGACAUUUUAUAUACUGAAGCUUCCACGCUACCAAGUGGAGUAUGGCCUGACUGUCCAGGCGUUCUACAACCAAACCUGGUCUCCAGAGUCCAGCAAACUCUUCUUCACUCCUUUUGAAGACACCAAAAUAGGUCCUCCAGGGGUCUCACUGGCUGGAUGUGGCAACUGCAUCCAAAUCAACAUUUCACUCCCUGAAGCUGAGAAGAGAUCAAAAAUCAUCGAUAUCGAGAAAAUUUACGAUGUUAAAUUCAUAAUCUAUUGGAAGAAGAUUAAAGACACCGACAAAGACAUCGGCAAAGACAGUGACACAAAGACAGCGAAGUGCGUCAUUACAGAAGACAAGAGUUAUACUUUGAGCAACCUACAGACUGGUAUGAAGUUCUGCGUACAGGUGCACAUCGAGAUUAACGUGAACAAACACACUGUGCCAUCUCCUUGGAAAUGCACCUUCACAAGCAUUGUGGAUUCAAGCAAAAACCCUGUUGUUUUAGGUGCUGUUGCUGCUCUUCUGAUUUUUGCUUUCGGCACCCUGAUGACCUCCAUGUUUUGCCUCCACUACACUGGAUUCCUCUGUAAACUGAGGGAAACUCUGCCUGAAGUGCUAAUUGAGGCUCUGAGCCAAGGCUACAUCCUGACACCAGAAAGGAUGAUCCCCAGCAAAAUCUACUUAAGCAUGGAGACAGACAAACCAAGGAGGCACAACAAUCUUCCUCAACCUGCCACUGGGGGCGCUAACUCUGAUGAGGAGGAUGAAGGGGAGGAAGGGGAAAACGCAUACAUGGAAAGAGGCGCAGAGCUUUCCUCGGCUGACAGUUCCUGCCAGGGCUCUGUUGAUGUGUCGGGAACCAGUAAAGAGGCUGCAUCAGGGAACUCUGGGACAGUGGAGGCAGAGGUAGCGGACACAGAGUUUGAACCUGAGGUCACACAUUGGGAGUGUGAUCAAGAAGAUGCUAAAACUGAAGGAGCGAAGGUUUUUAUCAUGUCUGAGGGGGGUCAAACUGAAGUCCAGGGACAUGUCACAGGUGAGGUGCAGGAGGAGGAGAAAGAGGAGGAAGAGGAAGUGUGUAACAGCUCAGGAAACAUCAAUCUGUUCUCAGUCACCCUUGCUGCACUGACUGUAAGUGAGGAAGAAGAGGAGGAAGAGGAGCAGAAUACAAGAGAUUCUCACACAGGCUCUUUAAAACUAUCUGGUCUGGAGCCUCUGCUGCCUGCAGACUCCAAACAGAGUGUGAGACUCACAGAUUCACAAUAUGAGUCAGAUCAGCAGACAGCUGUGGCACUAAUGCCACCGCCACAAGACUCUGCUGUGACUGGCUACGAAGGCAGACAUGAGGACACUUUCUCUGGUUAUCUCAAAAACUGAUGCUGAGACACAGUAUGAAGAGGCACAAGAGGAGGAGGAUGAGGAGAAAGAAUUCUCAGGAUACAUGGCACACUCAUGAUGUGUCAGCUUGUUUCAUUCAACUUCACUCUUAAAUACAGCCACUUUGUCAGCACUGUUGGCUUAAGAUCCCAAGUCAAAAGCCAGCUUUCGUGUCUGCAUGAUACGCUUCUGGAAGGCAUUAGCGAGGACAGAACCAGCUGUGGUGUUGUUGCACGCCAGCAGAUGGCCGCACGGCACUUGCCGCGGCAGCCUGAUGCAUGGAUGGGCAGCGUCAUGUGAGAGCAUGGCUGGAUGUAAGCUGUCCCGUCAGCAUCAUGCACUACAGGAUGGUGUCAUAUUGAAACGCUACUGGUAGCGUAAAUUGGGAAAUUUUGAUGAUACUAGAGUUGCCGAGUUGUGACACUUGUGUGACAUUUCAGCGCAGCACAAAUAGC
Molecule: messenger RNA, 2200 nt
Organism: Plectropomus leopardus (leopard coralgrouper)
Lineage: Eukaryota; Metazoa; Chordata; Actinopteri; Perciformes; Serranidae
Source: RefSeq, a predicted model, not a curated record